AUGCAUCAACUGGUGCACACUGAAGUGCGAGAGCACCAGUGUCCGAGCUGCUCAAAGACAUUCAAAAGGCGAGGCGAAGCAGCUCGUUUUGCAAAGCCGACGCCCGCCAAACCGUGGACCGGCGUCUACAACGCCACUUCGCCCGGCCACAAUUGCGUCCAGUUUGGCGGCGGUGAGCUGAUACAGAACGUCACCUCCAGCGAGGACUGCCUCUACGUGAACGUGUGGAAGCCGGUGAUCAAUGGGCAUAAAAGCGGCAACGGAAGUACCACAACAGUGCCAACCACAACUCCAAAAUCAACUACUACCACCACCCUACUUCCGGUUAUGGUGUGGAUCUACGGAGGCGGCUUCGAAACGGGAGGCACCUUUGGCAAUCCCCCGCUCUACGAUGGGCGGUACAUUUCCGCGGUAGGCGAGAUCAUUGUCGUCUCCUUCAACUACCGCCUCGGACCGCUGGGCUUUCUAACGCUGGACAGUGCUGGGCACCUGGUCCCGCCUAAUUUGGGUUUUCACGAUCAGAUUCUGGCGCUCAAGUGGGUGCAAGAGAACGUGGCCGCCUUUGGCGGUGACCCAAAGCUGGUCACCAUCUUUGGCGAGUCGGCUGGAGCCAUUUCGGUUGGAGCUUUAGUUUUGUCCCCACUUGCAAAAGGUCUUUUCAAGCGAGCUAUCGCCCAGUCUGGAGCCCCUUUAAGUGUGGUGAUGGACACUCGAGAGCAGGCAUUGGCAAAGACAAAAGCGUUUGCACACAAGGUCAACUGUACAGCGGUGGUUGAUGCCGACCUGGUCAAGUGCCUGAAAGGCAAAUCAAUUGCUGAGCUGAAGCAGGCGACAUUCGGCGAUUUUUCGCAAAAUCACUUCUUUGUGCCGGUGCACGGCGAUGAGGUGCUCCCAGUGCCGCCGGCAGUGGCGCUGAAAGAGGGAAAGUUCAACCAUGUGGACUAUAUUUACGGGACAAACCGGGACGAGGGCACUCUAUUCAUACCGCAGUUUUUCCCUGAACUGGCCGGCACUGGCGUUCGCAUGACCACCAAGUCCACUAAAGA
Rhagoletis zephyria (snowberry fruit fly) is the source of this 1046-nucleotide messenger RNA. Lineage: Eukaryota; Metazoa; Arthropoda; Insecta; Diptera; Tephritidae. The record is from RefSeq and is a predicted model, not a curated record.